AACGAUAACUCUAACAAUAACUCUAACCAUAACUCUAACGAUAACUCUAACAAUAACUCUAACGAUAACUCUGACAAAAACUCUAACAAAAACUCUAACGAUAACUCUAACAAUAACUCUAACAAUAACUCUAACGAUAACUCUAACAAUAACAACGAUAACUCUAACAAUAACUCUAACGAUAACUCUAACAAUAACUCAAACAAUAACCCUAACGAUAACUCUAACAAUAACUCUAACAAUAACUCUAACGAUAACUCUAACAAUAACUCUAACGAUAACUCUAACAAUAACUCUAACAAUAAUUCUAACGAUAACUCUAACAAUAACAACGAUAACUCUAACAAUAACUCUAACGAUAACUCUAACAAUAACUCUAACAAUAACUCUAACGAUAACUCUAACAAUAACUCUAACGAUAACUCUAACAAUAACUCUAACAAUAACUCUAACAAUAACUCUAACAAUAACUCUAACGAUAACUCUAACAAUAACUCUAACGAUAACUCUAACAAUAACUCUAACGAUAACUCUAACGAUAACUCUAACAAAAACUCUAACUAUAACUCAAACAAUAACUCUAACGAUAACUCUAACGAUAACGAAUAA
Molecule: messenger RNA, 609 nt
Organism: Physella acuta
Lineage: Eukaryota; Metazoa; Mollusca; Gastropoda; Physidae
Source: RefSeq, a predicted model, not a curated record